AUGGAUCAAACACUGUACGAGGCUUCUCAUGCAGGAAACAUGCUACUGUUCUCGCGCCGAAACACAAAUGGCGGUGGCGGCCAGCGUGACGUUUGCUUCCUUAACAAAACCUGCUUCGCCGAAUUAAGAAACCAGGGCGGCUUCACUCCGAUGCACAUAGCGUCUGCAAACGGAUACUUGGACAUUGUGAAGGAGAAUCUUUGCCGCUUUGGAGCGGCAGUCUGCCAUCUCAGAGGAGGAAAACGCGACUUGACUCCUCUUCAUUGCGCUGCCAUCUGCGGCCGCGUUGAAAUACUGAAAGAAAUCAUCUCCGCUUGUCCUGAGAGCCUUGAAGACGUAACCUUAAGCGGAGAGACCGCCUUUCACCUUGCUGCUAAAAACAACCAAGUCGAAGCGAUUCAUGUUUUGGUGGAACUGACGGUCGACUCAGCAAUGAUCACGGUAGACAUGAAGAGGAAGAUCCUUAACAUGAAGAACGUAACGGGGAAUUCAGCUCUUCACGUCGCCAUCACUGAACGGCGGCAUGAGGUGGUGAGAUGCUUGGUUGGCAGUGCAGUUACGGAAUUAAAUGAUGUGAACGAGUCUGGUCUCACGGCUCUUGAUCUGGUGCUGCGUCUCCCCAAGAUUAGUAAAUCAUCGUACGCCGAGGAUAAGAAAACGGAGGGUGUUCUUCGCAGCGGGGGAGCUUUGAGAGGGCGAGACUUGGCGGCAGUUAACUGGCUUUACAUGCCAUCAAAGGCAGAGGCCCGCCGUUUCGGGUUGCGAAAAAGAGUGACGCGGCUGGGUCAAGUCUCGAUCGUUUAUUGA
Messenger RNA from Pyrus x bretschneideri (Chinese white pear), 807 nucleotides. Its product is annotated as ankyrin repeat-containing protein BDA1-like. Bases 1 to 807 code for a protein of 268 amino acids. The transcript has a single exon. The record is from RefSeq and is a predicted model, not a curated record. NCBI's taxonomy places the organism in Eukaryota, Viridiplantae, Streptophyta, Magnoliopsida, Rosales, Rosaceae. Gene Ontology annotation, molecular function: protein binding.